Balaenoptera musculus (blue whale) is the source of this 1940-nucleotide messenger RNA. Its product is annotated as serum response factor-binding protein 1. Gene Ontology annotation, cellular component: nucleus; 90S preribosome. Bases 176 to 1462 code for a protein of 428 amino acids. The transcript has 8 exons. NCBI's taxonomy places the organism in Eukaryota, Metazoa, Chordata, Mammalia, Artiodactyla, Balaenopteridae. Gene Ontology annotation, biological process: maturation of SSU-rRNA. The record is from RefSeq and is a predicted model, not a curated record.
GUCACUUCCGUCCUUCACCUCAGAGUAGGUGUACCUUUUACUCGCGCUUCGGCUGAAGCAGUCGGCGGAUGAAUUUUGGGCCAACGAGGCCGCCGUUGGAGGGGCGUGGUAACGCACCAGCGUUCUGGCCGAUGCAGUUCACGUGCGGGCAGCAGGGGAUCUUCUUGGAGCUACAAUGGCCCAGCCGGGGACUUUGAACCUCAAUAACGAGGUUGUGAAGAUGAGAAAAGAAGUGAAGAGAAUCCGAGUUUUGGUAAUCCGAAAACUUGUCAGGAGUGUUGGCAGACUGAAGUCAAAAAAGGGUACCAAAGAUGCACUGUUGAAAAACCAAAGACGAGCACAACGAUUGCUCGAAGAAAUUCAUGCCAUGAAGGAGUUGAAACCUGAUAUAGUAACUAAAUCUGCUCUUGGUGAUGAUAUCAACUUUGAAAAAACCUGCAAAAAGCCUGAUUCUACUGCAACUGAAAGAGCAGUUGCCAGACUAGCAGUGCACCCUCUUCUGAAGAAAAAAAUAGAUGUGCUAAAAGCUGCUGUCAAAGCCUUUAAAGAUGCAAGACAAAAUGUUGUUGAAGUUAAGUCAUCAAAGAAUGCUUCAGAAGAAAAUGAUUCCAAGGACACUUUGUGUUCAAACGACGAUGCCAGUAAGUUACAGCAUGAAGGAACUAUUAUCAGUGAGCAAAAAGAGAAAGAAGCCAAAAUAUUGGCAAAGAAACCAAUAAAUAAUUCAAAAGAAAAUAUAGCCAAGAUGGAACAUGGACCCAAAACAGUGGACAUUCCAAAUUCUCUAUCAAAGCCUUCUGAAAAAGAUUCUGCAGUACCCUCUGAACCCCAGAAGAUACCUGCUGACCCCAAAAUGAAAACAUUUAGUCAAACCAAAAAAGAGAAAGAGUCCAGUAGCUCACUUGGUGUUAACAGUGAUGGAGAAGAAUUACAUGAAGAAGAGAAGGAAUAUUUUGAUGAUAGCACAGAAGAAAGGUUUUACAAACAGUCUUCCAUGUCUGAGGAUAGUGAUAGUGGUGAUGACUUCUUCAUUGGGAAAGUCAAACGGACACGGAAGAAGGAAAGUAGUUGUCAUUUUUCAGUUAAGGAACAAAACCCCCCCAAAAAAUUGUUGCCUGAAGAAGAUAUACUUGAAACCCAUCAGGAUAUGAGAAGUGAUAAAAACAAGCCAUGUACAGAAGCAAGGAAGUUUGAAUCAGUGUUUUUCCAUUCUUUAUCUGGAUCUAAAAGCUCUGGAAGAAAUUACAGAGAACAGGCUCCAAGAAGCAAAACCCCAGAUUUUCAGCGAAUUGAACCUCAGAUCAAUAAUCAGCUUAAUAAGAGUGCACAAAGAGGAUCUGAAAAUACAAAACAGAAAUCACAGCUGCCUCUUCAUCCUUCAUGGGAAGCAAGCCGGAGGCGAAAAGAACAGCAAUCCAAAAUUGCUGUGUUUCAGGGGAAAAAAAUUACCUUUGAUGAUUGAUUAGUACUAUUUUUUUGUGAACUUCUCUAUCUAAAAUUUGUUUUUCUUUUUUUAACCUUUCUUCUUUUUUUUUAACCAGCCCAUUAUUUAAAUAUGUAUUUGAAGAAGUCUCUUUGAGUUUGGUUUUGUCUUUUUUUUUUUUUAAGUGUGUUCAAGUUAUGUUUAAGCUUCCACAAAUCAAGUGGAUACUUAAAUUAAUUUUAAAUAUGUCUAGACUAUUCCCUCUAUAAAAGAAUAUUGAGAUGUUGGCUGUCCCAGAUUUUCUCAUUUGUGCUAAUCAUGAAGCAUAUUUCACUAGUUUAGCUGUAUGUUUCUUUACUUUGAAAAUAAAUGUUGAGGUAUAUUUAAAAUAAUAAUGGAAAAAUAUGAGGAAAUUGUAGCUGUCUAAAAUAGAUCAUUUUUGCUGAAAAUUGUUCUUGUUAGCAAAACUAAGAUGGUAACUUUUAUUAUGGGUAUACAGAUAAUAAAUUAUAUAAGU